This is a messenger RNA of Nymphalis io (European peacock), 3114 nucleotides long. RefSeq lists its product as uncharacterized. Bases 18 to 3080 code for a protein of 1020 amino acids. Lineage: Eukaryota; Metazoa; Arthropoda; Insecta; Lepidoptera; Nymphalidae. The record is from RefSeq and is a predicted model, not a curated record. The transcript has 3 exons.
AGACGUGACUCUGGGUGAUGAUACUACGCACUCCGCGGCGGCGCAUAUCACCUCGUACUAAGUUAAGAUAUCGUGCUAUUAAGAACUUUCUACGAAGAGCAUUAGGCACCUCAACACAAGGAGAUGUUUUAACAAGUUCAAGUAUAGGAGUCAGUGUCGUGGACUUUAAAAAUAAAAUAGAUCAAUUAGAGCAGCAAUUGAUUAGCGUUAGCAAACACUGUCAGGAUAUAGCGAACCUCAGAGAUAUAGUUAAGAAGGACACGGAAAAUGUGGCUCUACAAGAUAAAAUUGAAGAUUCCGUAGAAAAAAAACAUAAAAACGUAGAAUCUAAACAUUUACGCCAUAAGUUGAGUAGAGACAAUCACAACCGUGACGAAAGCCAACACGUUAUUAAUGUUAAAAGUCACGAUGAUAAAAGAGAUAUGAUUUUGAAUACAAAAAGUAGAAAAUGCUGUAAAUCUUAUGAAACAAAAGAUCGUCACAAUAACGUUAAAUCGAAACACAAUACAACAGAAGCCAUAUAUUCUACGAGUAGCUUACACUCGUUAGUAGUUGGACCUAAACACAAAGAUUAUGUUAACUCUGGUUAUUGUACUCACCGACAAAAACUCCAUCAAAAGAAAGCAUACAUUGAAGCGCUUAUCCAGAAAGAAUCCAAAGAUAGAGAAAUUAUAAAAAAAAAAUUAACACGUAAAGAUGUUAACAAUGACAGGCAACAUAAACCUCGGAGACAAAAACGCGAAAUUACAGACGUAGAUGAAAAUUUUAUAGCAGAUAUAAUUGAAAAACAAUAUAAGCCUGUGAAAUUAUUUGGUAAAAGACAUUCAGAUUUUAGCCAGUUCUCUGCGCCGGUAUGUCGGGAUCAAGAAUUACGAAUACAAAAAGAUUUUCAAGAGGGCAGUGAACUUUGUUCAUGUUGUUUCGAUGAGAACAGGAGGCACAGGCACCGUUAUGUCCGAAAUAAUGAUCUGAGCGAUAUGAGAAGUAUUUGUGACACACGACUGUACAGCUCAAGAGGACAUCGGAGUUAUAAAAAUUCUAGACGAUGUGUUGACGAUUACAACAAUUCAGCAUUUUAUGAUAUUGUUCCUGUUAAAGAAAAAUCAAGUCCAAAGUCGAGACGAAAAUUUGCUGAUGACAAUAAAAUGAUUUAUCACUGUAAAGAAGUACCACCGUCCCCGAGAACCCAGAGACCAAGACUUAAUUUAAAAAUACACAAUUAUACUGAAUACGAAGACAGUUUAAUAAAUGUUCGAAAUCGUAGUAAAAAAAAUCCUCAUCACGAAAUUUGUAGAGAAAACGUUGAUAUUUAUGAAAGUGACUACUUAUCAGGUUUGCAGCAAGCACAGAAACGACGGAAUGAAAGUUCGAUAAAUAUUAAAGCAGACAAAUCCAAAAACAUUAAAAGUGAAAUGGAGACGAUGACCAGCUUACAAGAUCAUAAUAUCACCAAUGAGCCAACAGCCAACUCAAAUAAUGAUACUACAUUAAAUACACAAGUAACAGAUUUGAGUAUUGAUAAAACAGAUAAGGCACUCGAUGAAAUUAAAAAUAUUUUACAAAGUUUUUUACUGGAAAUAAAGAAAGAAUCGACCCAUGACCGAAAAUCUAAUACCACAAACAAAACCAACAUCGAGCAACAAGAAAGCAACAAAGUAAAUGCAAACACUAUACCAAAUAGUAGACAUAGUAUGAACCAAAACGUUGGUCAAUACGGUAUACCGCCUUUUUUACCAACAUUUCCAAAUCCAUAUUGUUACCCAGUUUUUCCCUUGUGUCCAAUCAACUGUCUUCAAAGCGGAUAUAUGCUACCGAAUCCAAGUUUCACAUGCAUGGCCUGUGCAAAACAAUCAAAAGAAAAUGCAUGCCCCGAAAAGGAUAACAGUAAUAAUACGUCAGAUAACAAGACGAGUAACGAAACCCAGGAACUCGUUAAAGAAAUUUACAAAUUUGUAUCACAGAAUCAAAAAUCAUCUCGUAAAUGUGAUGAUUAUAUUCAUAAAAACAAAAUGAAUGGCAAUGAAAGGUGUGGUUUUAAUACAAAAAUUCACACUAACAGAAGUGUUGGUAGCAGUAAAGGCUUCAGACACGAUGCUAAUGUUGGUACGCCCAUGAAGUGCUACUCUAAAAGCUGUGAGGCGAUUGGACCUAGGAUACCUUCCGAAGAAUAUUAUACUACGAAUGGUAGUUACUCGGAUACGGUAUUAGAAAAGUUAAGCUUAGAAGCAACAGAAUCAUCUUCAGAGUCUGAUGUCAGUACUGAAGUGCCUAAUAAAAAGGGUAAACGAGGUGCAUUUAAAAAAGCAAUAAGAUCUUUGCUAUUUCGAAAAAAGAAGGACGUUAUCGAAGAAGAAAGCACGGUGGAUGUCAAAUCUAAACCGGGACCACCAUUUAAACAGAACAUCACCGCUUAUACGAUGCACGACCAGCAAUACUUCCACCCACCACCUAUAUCAAAACAUCACUCCUGUCCACCCCACCCACAUGAGUAUUGCUAUAAUUGUGAUCACAAAAACAUCGGAAAUAUCUCACAACAUCCAAUGCGCAUUGAGUUCAUUGAUAAGCAAAGGGUACAUUGUGACCAUAUGAUUUCAUCACAUCGAAAUCCAAUAAAUUAUUCGCCUAUACCUUUGUGCCCGAACUACGACCCACAUUACAAACAGCAACGAGCUCCUCAAGUUCCUCUGUGUCUUAAAGAAGUUGAAGUAAAAAGCAUAGGUACUCAAAGUGUUAGAAAAAUGUCCAUAUUUAGUAAAUUCACAAAGAAAAUUCAGCCUCCAGUAAACCAAAACAUAAGUCAACAAAACUAUUCGACACCAACACGAGACAAGCCUUCAUUAUGGAAAAGCUGGCAAGAGAAGGCUAAACAGCAAAGCACAGACCCAUUGGCUUUUUCUUUUAAAACUCAAAAGCAACUAGAACAAGGAGAUAUGAAAAUCAGAAAUGCAAUGCUUAAGAAAUUGUUCUAUAAAAAAAAUCCAUUUUCUCCUCGCAAUCUGAUCAUAAAAACAAUACUUGGGAAGGAUAAAUCCAGUUUCGGUAACCCGCCAAAAAUGUAUAAACCGCGAAUGUUCUUGUGAACGAAAACUGUGACGUCUUGUGUAUGAUGUUUCG